Messenger RNA from Mycena indigotica, 357 nucleotides. Its product is annotated as Ankyrin 2,3/unc44. Lineage: Eukaryota; Fungi; Basidiomycota; Agaricomycetes; Agaricales; Mycenaceae. The record is from RefSeq and is a predicted model, not a curated record. The transcript has 5 exons. The coding region runs from base 1 to 357 and encodes 118 amino acids.
AUGGAGGCAGAGUUGAUUCAGAUGACAGUGAAGGGCGGAACGGGUGGUGCAGGUGGUGCAGGCGGCCGCCAGGGUGGGAGUGGGGGUGCCGGCGAAGGCGCUCGCGUCUAUGUGAAUUCGGAGCAGGCCAGAAUCUACACAGGAGGCGAAACAGAGGAGAUGGAGCGCAAAAAAAUCAUUAACUGGAUCUCACCGAUCAACUAUGCACCGCGUCACCAGCAGAUAUAUGACUCCUGUCAUGAGGGCACUGGGGAAUGGUUUCUGCAACACUCAGAUUUCCUCAGCUGGAAAUUGGGACAUGGACAAACACUGUGGUGUGUUGGUGGCCCUGGUGUGGGCAAGUCUGUUCUUGCGUAA